GGGACGAUGAACAGGGGACCUCCGAGUUAUCCUUCAAAUCAUCAGAGAAACACUUCGCUGAAUGGAUUUUGGAAGUCAAUCAUCUUCAUAUUUUAGUUCAUACCUUCGAUUCUUAUAGUUUUAAUUCAUUUGAGGUUAAAGAAUGUGUAGGGCUGCGUUUGUUCUUCCUCAAAAUGGUCUGGUGCGUUCUAAUCUUCUUGCUUAUAAUAUGAUCACUGCUGCUUUUCAUUCUCAAAUUCGUUUUACCUCCCCAAGUUUAACUCCUCAAACGUACUGUGACCUAACGGAGUCGCUGCUUUCGUUUAAUCGGAUGGUUGAGAGCAUACCUGUUCCCCGAAUUCGUGAAUUUAAUCAUAUCUUGAUUAAGAUCGCUAAAUUGAAGCAAUACCCUACUGCCGUGUCUCUUAUUCUUGACCAUGACUUGUUAGGCUUCAACUCUUUUGUUAAACCCAAUUUAUAUACGUUUGGCAUUGCCAUAAACUGUUUCUGCCAUAUGGAUAGGGUGGAUUUUGGUUUCUCGGUGUAUGGGAAAAUGGUUAAGCUUGGUUAUAAGCCAGAUUGUGCAAUAAUUAAUACUCUGUUGAGGGGUCUUUGUGCUAAUGGUGACAUUUCUCAUGCAGUGAUGUUUUCUAACGAAAUCAUGAGUAAUGGGUUACGACCAACUGCAGUAACUUUUGGUACGAUAAUAAAUGGGAUUUGCAAAACAGGCGACUCGCAAGCUGCUCUUUUUUUGCUUAGAGAUAUGGAGGAAACUGAGAGAUGUCAACCGAGCACAACCGAGUACAAUAUGAUCAUUGAUGGCCUUUGCAAAGAUGGGCAUGUUAUUCAAGCUCAGGAGAUCUUUUCUGAAAUGGUUAAGAAAGGCAUUCUGCCAGAUCUGGUGACAUUCAAUAGCUUGAUUCAAGGUUUUUGCAGUUCAGGUUUAUGGGAGGAGGCCCAGCGAUUGUUGAAUGAAAUGCAAGCUCAAGGAAUCUCAUUGGAUGUAGUCACCUGUAGCAUUUUAGUUGAUUUUCUCUGUAAACAAGGUGAGGUUGGGGAAGCACAUAAAAUGCUUGAAUUGAUGUUGGAAAGAGGUGAGAAGCCUGAUACUUUUACAUACACUGCACUAAUGCAUGGAUACUGUUUGCUUGGCAAAGUGAAUGAUGCUAGAAAGAUUUUUGAGGUUAUGAUUGCACAAGGGUGUGUGCCUACUGCUAUCAGUUACACAAUACUAAUACAUGGGUAUUGUUUGCUGGGCAAAGUGGAUAAUGCUAGAAAGAUCUUCGAGGUUAUGAUUGGACAAGGGUGUGCGCCUUGUGUUGUCAGCUAUAGCAUCUUGAUUGAAGGAUACUCCAAGGGCAAAAGGAUAGACAAAGCCUUGGAUCUCAUUAGUGAAAUGUAUGGAAAGGGAAUUGUUCCUAAUAUCGUGACCUACACCACUCUCAUCAAUGGGCUUUGUCAUGUUGGAAGACUCAAAGAUGCAUUUCUGCUUGUUGAUAAAAUUCAGAAUCACGGUAUAUUUCCAAAUAUUGUUACGUACUCCACUUUGAUAGAUUCUUUGUUGAAGAAUGAAAAAUUGGAUGAGGCCCUCAUAUUGUUAAGAACUAUGGAAGAUAUUGGCUUGGUCCCUGAUAUUGUUCUUUGCACUAGCCUUAUUGAUGGUAUGUGCAAAGCUGGGAAAGUCGAUGCUGGCCAUGAACUUUUUCGGAAACUCCCUGCUAGAGGCUUGCAACCUAAUCGUCAAACCUAUAAUGUCCUGAUGGGUGGAUUUUUUAAGAAUGGUAACCUUAAGGAUGCAAAAGAUUUGCUCCAAGAAAUGAUGGUUGGAGGUUGCAUGCUGGAUGGUGUUACUUAUAAUUUAGUUAUUCAAGGAUUUCUUCGAUAUAGCGAGACAAGAAUGGCACUCUUAUUCCUUGAAAGAAUGCUUGGUGCUGGCUUUUCUGCAAAUGCACACACAUCAACCAUCCUAGUGAACUUGUUGGCCACAAAAGAGUUGGAUGAUGCAUCUAAGGAAGUGCUUAAGAAGUUCUUUUGGCUUACCGCAAAGAAACAAAGUUAGAUAAUGAUCCAUGUUGGGAACCACGAUUAGAUGCCUGACAUAGUGGAAGGAUCUUGAGGAGAACUUGCAGUAGAUUCUCGUAUGGAUCACAGAUUGUGGAGCCAAUAGCUGAAAGCACAGUGCAGAGGGUGUACAUCUCCGGCGGUUGGCAAUGUUGACUGUAAAGAUAUCUGCAGCCAGAUUUGGUGAAAGGACCAACCAAAACUGUUAAGUGUUAAGAGUGACUCGUUCUUGGAUGAAGUGCAUGGAGCAUUAGGAGAGGAUGCGGGUGAUUCAAUUGGAAUCCCAGAGAACAAAAUCAGCUCUUCAUGGCUUUGUUGAAGGUCUGCUGUUAAGGUCUAUCUGAGAUGUGAAAUUGGAUUUCCAAAUGCUGAUAUGAGAUAUUGAAGCUCAACUUGCAUUCCACAGAAGAAGAGCACAUGUUUGUUGCAAAAGAUGUGUUGUGGGAAGCAGUUCAAGUGAUGGCUGGCUGAUUGAUAGAGUGGGCGCACUUGUUUGAACAUACGGACAAGCGAGACUGAGGUAGACGGGGUGAAAAGAUGUUGGAAGGUUUUAUGGUUUUAAUUUGAAAUGGAUAAUUUAGUAAUUUACUAAUCUUGAGUCGUCUCUAUGAUUUAGGUGGAACAGAAAAAAUUGCUUUUUUCUUCUAUGGUAUUGUCCUAUUCCAAUCCAAUAUAACACCAAGAGUAGGACAAGUUUUUUUAUUGAUAUAUAAUGUCUUGUCGUUUUUACCAAAACACUGAAACAAUAGCUUUUGUAAGUUGCUUGGGUUCUAAAUUA
Cynara cardunculus var. scolymus (artichoke) is the source of this 2818-nucleotide messenger RNA. RefSeq names its product pentatricopeptide repeat-containing protein At1g63330-like. Lineage: Eukaryota; Viridiplantae; Streptophyta; Magnoliopsida; Asterales; Asteraceae. The record is from RefSeq and is a predicted model, not a curated record. Bases 143 to 2038 code for a protein of 631 amino acids. The transcript is spliced from 3 exons. Gene Ontology annotation, molecular function: protein binding.